Molecule: messenger RNA, 270 nt
Organism: Lactuca virosa
Lineage: Eukaryota; Viridiplantae; Streptophyta; Magnoliopsida; Asterales; Asteraceae
Source: the annotation of a GenBank genome assembly
AUGGCAUUGGGGGGAGGAUACAAUCUCAUCUCAAUAGCAAAUUCAAGAGUAAUCAAAGAGGUUCGUGAGGAAUUGAGUGCAUAUUGGCGUGUACUUGAAACUAUCUUGUUCUUGAGGUUCUUCAUAUUUCAAUGCGAGAUAGUCUACAAGCUCCAGCUCAUUGGAAAUAAUACAUCAUUAUUGCUUUACGGGUUCUCAUGGGUGGUGUUAGAUGGAAUUGUGAUGAUAUACGCUCUAGUUCAUAGGAUCAAGGAUUGUCUAUUAGCCUGA